GACGUUCCUGUGUUAAAUUUAGAUUUGGGAUUACCUGUAUGAAAUUUUAACAAGACGUCGCGUCAGAUUCCAUCGCGUGAUAUCGAAAUUUAAAUGUUCAAUAUGAAAUAGGUUUCCAAAUUUUAGAAGGUGCUAGAUGGUAUGUGAAGAAUAUGAAGCCUUUUCAACAGAAAAUUUAAUGUUCAAUUCAAAGAUUAUAGGAUUCACUGGUGUUUGGAAUAAUCCAGAAAAAACGAAACAGAAAGUGGAAAAACUUCGUGGAAGUGACCAACUGUCAGAGAAGUAAUUUGGUGACUGUUGGGUGUAUAUCGCAGAAAAAAUCACGAAAAUGAACAGACUGAGAGAACCAGAAAUUGAUAGUCUUAAGAGCAGACUAUGAAUACGGAAUCGGCUAUGAAAGUAUGACCAUUGCGUUGAGCUACUGUAUAUUCCAGCGAAUUAAAAUUGCGUAUUUACAAACUGCAAUGUAGUUUCAUUAUCAACAAGGGCAGAAAAAUCAAAUUUUAUCUUGUGAUUUCUUUGACAACCAAGGGUAUAUAACAUUGCAUGACAGAUGGAUUCCGAAGGGAGCCUUAAAUUACCCAGUGCCCCGCUUCUUGAUAAGACGAGUUUGACGCAUCCAGAGAACGCCGACAGUCUUCAGCUAAAAAGCAGUGAGGAACUGGGCAGUUCUCUUUUUAAAGAACAAUCUACUGCAAAAGAUGAUAUCAAGCCACAACGUGGAGCAUCAAACCAGGAAGCGGCUGCUAAAAUUGUAGCAGAAGACAUUCAAAGAGCAGGCAAGCAGUUCAUACAAACUUCUGGUCAGCUGAAAGAUGGACAACCGAAAGAAGAAGCGGGGCAGUAUUUGAGUAUGGAAUACAGUCAGGACAAUAUGAUGUCCUCUCUGGAGCCGGAGGAUGACAGUGUGCCUCACUACAUACGGUUAUACAGGCCCAUGAUUGUCAAGUGUGUGGACUGUCUGCCCUUACUGCCCCAGAUGAGAGAUAUUUUUGAUGACCAAGGAGAAAGGACUAGGAUUAAAACUAUUUCAAAAACAGAUGGAACAAAAGCUGGCAUGGAAGAAUUCCUGAACUGUUUGGAAACAAAGAAACAUUUUCCUGAUCGAUGGAACCGAUUUGUGCAUGCUAUAAAAGAAGCUGAUUAUGAGUAUGUGUCAAAAGUUCUGGAGAAACAAGAAAUAAUUCACACAGACACAUUCACAACACAGGCCCGUCUUAUUGACAUUUUUGCACACCAGCUGUACAAAAAGUUGAAACCGAGUGAAAUUGUUCCUGAACUGUAUGCAAGGAAAGUCCUGAAUAAGGAAUUUUAUGAUGCAAUUUUGCUUGAUGAAAAAAACAAUGGUGAAUCUUCAGCAACCAUCAUACUGAUUGAUAAUAUCUGGCGUUGUAAACGGGACUGGUUGUACAUCUUCUUGGAUGUUCUGUGCAAUCAUCAGUACGAAGAACUUGUGAGAGUGAUUGACGACUCAUUUCUCGAGAAAAGACAACAAAAGUUUCCAGAUGGCAAGGAUCACAUGACUAGUUCGAAGUCUAAUGCGGACGAAGGUUCCAUGUUGGAGAAAUAUCAGAGAGAGGAGUCGGAGGAAAGGAGUAAAGCAACAAAGUCUGACAAGCUGGGGAGGAAGUUCUCUCACAACUCAGGGGGACCAAAGUCCGACAAGCUGGGGAGGGAGUUCUCUCACAACUCAGGGGGACCAAAGUCUGACAAGCUGGAGAGGGAGUUCUCUCACAACUCGGUGUCCCCCAACAAAGAGGAGCAGGACAAAAAUAGUUCCAUUAAGGAAAACUAUCUGUCUGAGACAUUUGAAGCUCAUGAAUCUGUGAACAAUUUGAGUGGAAACUCGGAGCAAGAAAGUCUGGAUAUUGAGUUCGUUCAGCUGGCUCACAAUUUUGAUAAUUCUUUAUCUCUGAGUCAUGGGAGAACUGAACAGACCAACAUGAAGGAAGUGGACAGAAGAAAUGCAUCCUCCAACCCUGAUGACAGGAGUUUACAGUCGAACACAAAUAACCAAAGCCUGCUCUCCACAACAGACAAGACAAGCUUACAGUCCAGCACAGAUAAUGAGAUGGUUAGCAUGCAAGGCGUGGAUUCGCUGGCUGUCAGAAAUGUCUGUCAGAGUUUGGACAGGGAGGUGGAAUCGACCACAAGUCGUCCAAACAUCAUCAACAGUAGUAUGGGUGCAAGCCUACUGGAAUCCAAUAAACGGGUCAACUUGGAUGACUCGGACGAUGAGGAAGAUCUUUCUGUUCCAAAAGAGAAGUUGGAGCUGAGAAGCUACCAGAUGGAGCUGGCCAGGCCUUCUCUUGAAGGCAAGAACUCGGUCAUCGUGGCUCCGACCGGGAGUGGAAAAACACACGUGGCACUGUAUAUUAUCAAGGAUCAUAUGGAGAAAAUAAAGUCCAGACGACACCCAAAAGUUAUUUUUUUGGUCGAGCAAAGUGCCUUGGCUGAGCAACAAGGCAAACAGUGCAUGACUUAUCUCCCUUGUAAAGUCAAAGUGAUUACCGGGGAAUCGCAAAGAAAUGAGAGAAUGAAGAGCUUAAAUGAGUGGAUAGAAAGGCGUGAUUUGCUGGUUGUAACAGCCCAGAUCCUAUUGAAUGCACUUAGAGAUGGUACGGUUAAUGUGACUGACUUUUCACUGCUGGUGUUUGAUGAAUGUCAUCACGCCAAUGACAACCACUCCUACAACAUGAUCAUGAACCGGUAUCUGGACAUCAAAUUUCAGGACGAUGAGAAAGCUAAAAAUCUACCCAUGAUUGUCGGGUUGACAGCUUCUGUAGGGGCGGGGAAGUCUACGGAAGAUGACAAGGUCAAACGUCACAUUGAGAAAGUGAUGGCAAAUAUGGACGCUGAAGUGAUUGUGACAGUGACAGAGAACCGGUUGGAACUGGCUAAAUUUGUCACUAUUCCUAAACAAAGAAUCUAUAAAGUGGCAAAAAGAGAGAAGAAUUACUUUGGAACACUAUUGGAGAAGUUAAUGGACGCUACCGAGAAGCACAUGAAGAAUUCAAACUAUGUGAAGUUGGUCAAGAAUGCUAAUGCUGUGAUAAAGCCUCCCCUGGAGAAGGGAUCUGACCAGUACACACAGUGGGUCAGUAUGUUAUGGAGGGAGACGGCCAAGAUCCAAGACCAGGCAGCCGGGCGAUUCUUCGACACCUGUCGUAAAUAUCUUGAUCUUUAUAACAAGGCACUGAUCAUCUACAAAGAUGCACGUCCAACCGAUGCCCUGACAUUCAUCCUUAAAGAAACGAAGAAGUGGGAACAGACGGUCAUUCCUGACGAUACAGAAAACAAAAUGAAGAAAAUGUUCGACAAAACGAAAGACAUGCUGGAAAAGUGCACAGUGGAUCCUAAACACAGGAACCCAAAACUGGAAACCCUGAAACACAUGAUUGCUGAUUACUUUCAAGAAAACCCAGAUUCCAGAGUCAUAGUAUUCGUCAAAACGAGAGAACUGGUGAAAGCCAUAGAGACGUUUAUGAAGGAGACCGAUGAGCUACAGUUUCUGAACCCUAUACAGUUUGUCGGUGUUCAAGCCAACAAGGAGAGAGGAGGUAUGACUAAGGUAGAGCAGGACGAGAUCCUGAGAUUGUUUAGGGAGGGGAACCACAAGGUGAUUAUAGCUACCUCUGUAGCAGAAGAGGGACUGGACAUUCAGAAGUGCAGUCUGGUGGUGCGGUAUGAUCAUGUGACCAACGAAAUCGCCAUGGUGCAGUCAAGAGGAAGAGGAAGAGCAGAAGACAGCAAGUAUGUUGUUUUAGCGUCAGAGGAUAGCAACACGGUGAAGAAGGAGGAGCUUAAUCAGAUCCGAGAAGUCAUGAUGAACAAAGCCAUAGCCAGCCUCCGGGAUGAGCUGAGGUGGAGCAAUGACGCAGUCCUCAGGAGGGUGAGAGAAAUCCAGCGUGAGGCCAAGAUCGCAAGGGACAUAGCCCUCAAAAACAGGAAGGCUGUCCAGGCGAAUCUGGGCGAGUUCAAAAUAACGUGCAAUCCGUGCAGAAACUUCAUUUGCAUGUCUACUGAUAUAAAAAAGAUUGAGAACGCUCAUCAUGCAGCCAUUAAUGAGGACAUCAUGGAGAAUGUAAAUGUGGAGUCCUCUGUUCCCGACUACGAAGAUCAAAAUAUGAGCGUCGGAGCCGGGAAGUUGUUUUGUAAAAACUGUGGAAAUCCAUUAGGAAACAUCACUAUCUACAAGGGGGCACAAUUCUGCAUUCUGAAAUGUGAAUACUUGAUCAUGAUUGAUAGCGCUGGAAAUGGUGUCACAAAAAAGAAGUGGAAACAAGCUCCAUUUUUUGUACCUCCUCUGACUCUUCCUGACCUUGAAAAGAGAAUCCAAGGAGAAAAAUAUGUUGAAUAAGAUUUAGAAGUGUACUAAAACACGAUUACGAGCUUUAUAUUCAUGUAAUACAAGCUUUGCUUUAAACAAUUAUCAAACAAUUACCAUGUGUACAAGACAAUUAAUGCAUGUGGCUUAUUACAUAAGAACUAUUGCAAGAGCUUUUUGCUUUUCAGAAUUCUAUUGAUGUACAUGUAUAAGUGUGUCGCAGUUUUGUCGAAAUUUGUUGUUUAUGUAGAAAUAAGGCCACGGAUUUGCAUAAUGAAUGUUUUGUGAAUUACCACGUGUUUAAUUAUAAAUGAAUGAAAUGAUAUAAUGAUAAAUGAAUAAAUUAUAAAGAAAUGUACAUUCUAUCUGAGUGAAAUUGUAACAAACAAUAUUUACAAGUCUGCUAAUAAUUUUGUGGAAAUGUUUUUCAAUAUCAUGUUGUGUGAAUGUUCUCAGAUGUUGAUAGCUCAAGUUAUUUAUUUUAUUUAUAAAUCAAACCUCAAUUCCUGUAAAUACUUGUAUGAUCUGUGAUGAAAUGUAACAUUAAUUCCUGUAAAUGCUUGUAUGAUCUGUGAUGAAAAGUAACAUUGUGCUACUAACACAAUGAUACGCAUGCUGGUUAUAUUAUUUAAUGAAUUUAUUGUGUGAUAUAUGUACAUGUAGUAUUUUGUACAGAUAAUGAUAGCCUUUUCACUUGAUCACAGGGGUGUGAAUUUUCCUCUUUGCAGAGGAAAUCCUCUGAUUUGCUCAAUUUUCGAAAAAAUUAAACACUGGAUUUGAUCUAAAGUGGCAGAAAAUGAUAUUUUUCCAGGUAGGGUGAGGUGUUUUCCUCCAUUUUCGACCAGUUUUCCUCUGAUUUCUGAGGAAUUCAGUCACAUCCCUGUGAUCAAUAAUACAUGAAAGUAAUCGUCCACAUGUCUCCGAACCUGCCUGGUCAAUUAAAGCUAUCAUGGUGAGUUUUUGUUUUGAAAUGCCGGACAUGUAAUUUAUUAAAUGCUUUAUUGUA
Messenger RNA from Ostrea edulis (European flat oyster), 5333 nucleotides. Its product is annotated as antiviral innate immune response receptor RIG-I-like. Gene Ontology annotation, molecular function: ATP binding; nucleic acid binding. The transcript is spliced from 15 exons. The coding region runs from base 554 to 4360 and encodes 1268 amino acids. NCBI's taxonomy places the organism in Eukaryota, Metazoa, Mollusca, Bivalvia, Ostreida, Ostreidae. The record is from RefSeq and is a predicted model, not a curated record. Gene Ontology annotation, cellular component: cytoplasm.